This is a messenger RNA of Habropoda laboriosa, 627 nucleotides long. Its product is annotated as enoyl-CoA delta isomerase 3, peroxisomal. Lineage: Eukaryota; Metazoa; Arthropoda; Insecta; Hymenoptera; Apidae. The record is from RefSeq and is a predicted model, not a curated record. The annotation marks the transcript as partial. The transcript is spliced from 5 exons.
AUGGAAAAUAAAAAUUCAUCCGAUGUUUUAUAUUCUGUGGACAACGGUAUGUUAAAAAUCAUAUUAAAUCGACCAGAAAAAAAAAACGCUAUUUCCACUUCUAUGUACAAGAAAUUAGUACAAAUCUUACGUGAAUCUAUUCAGGACGAAAAUAUAUUCGUAACAGCUUUAACUGGUACUGGAGAAUUUUUUAGUAGCGGAAAUGACUUUAAUUCCUUUUUAACAAUGCAAGAUACAGGAGAUUUUGAUCUCACAGGAGUAAUCAAUGUCUUUAAAGAAUUUGUGGAUAUGUUAAUUACAUACCCUAAACUUUUAGUAGCUGUUGUAAAUGGUGCAGCAAUUGGAAUUGCAGUAACAAUGCUUCCAUUAUUUGACAUGGUAUAUGCAUCACAAACGGCUUAUUUUCAUACACCAUUUACAAGAUUAGGUCUUGUUGCAGAAGGAUGUUCUACAUAUACAUUUCCUAAAAUAUUUGGGCAGUCCAAGGCUGGAGAUAUGUUAUAUUUAGGUUAUAAAAUGAGUGCAUCUGAAGCUAAACAGUAUGGUUUAGUUAGUGAAGUAUACAAAUAUGAAUGCUUAGAUGAAGUUUGGACAUAUUUAAAAAAAUUGACAGAGGUCUCAUCAAAG